Messenger RNA from Spirometra erinaceieuropaei, 388 nucleotides. The record is from the annotation of a GenBank genome assembly. NCBI's taxonomy places the organism in Eukaryota, Metazoa, Platyhelminthes, Cestoda, Diphyllobothriidea, Diphyllobothriidae.
AUGGCCACUCAGUCAAAACAGAAGAAGUUAAAGGGUGGACGUCAGAAAUUAAAGCUUUUUCGGGCAAAUGAGCCACUUAAAAGUGUACUGAUGUGGGGCAUCAACCACUCUAUAAAUACCCUCCAGCAUGUGAAGCCCCGAGCUGUUCUUCUGAAAGACGACUUCAAGGCCUACUUGAAGAUAAAAGUCACUGGACAUCUUUUUAACAAGCAAGUUUUUCCGAGCCAUUUUGACUCUUUGUAGAGAAAACAUGCCUAGCAGAUUCAAGUUCAAGGAGUACUGUCCAUUGGCCUUUCAGAAUCUGAGAGAACGCUUCGGUGUGGAUACCAACGAUUAUUGGGUAACUUUAGAAUCCUUUUUGACAUUUCAAUGUACUUUUCGUCCAUAA